UGGUGCUGGUAGUACACAAAACAGAAAAGAAACAAAGAAAAAAGGCAGACACUUGUGAGCUGAGCAGAGCAGCGAAGAGGAGUAAGACGAAAGAAUGAAGACGCUACUGAGCCCAGCUGCUUCUUCUCUACGCAUCUGUUGUGCUUCUUCUCUGAGCCCACCCUCUCUCUCAAAUAAAUUCAUUUUUAAUUCUAAUUACGCCACCAAUUUUAAUAAAUUUAAUUAUGCCAACUUUAAUAUUUCUUCCCCAUUUUCCACCAAACCCUCGUUUCCAAUUUUUUCACCAAUUCGUCGUACAAUCUCCCCGUUUCUCUCCAUGGCUUCUUCUACUCAAUCCGCUACUCAGGAUGAAUCCACUUCUAGUAAUGAUCUUAAUGGUUUUCAGCUCAUUCAGGCUCACCAGGAAAAGGCUGCCAGGCUUCCUCCUGUUGAGGAAAUUAGGACUGUUCUCGAUAACAGUGUUCGCGCUAUGCUUUCUACUUUCUCUCAGAAGCAUGAGGGUUAUCCAUCAGGCUCAAUGGUUGACUUUGCUUGUGACGCUAAUGGAUCUCCCAUAUUGGCCGUGAGCAGCUUGGCAGUUCAUACCAAGGACCUCUUAGCCAAUCCCAAGUGCUCACUACUUGUACCUAAAGACCCUGAGGAUAGGACUGAUUUGGUAAUAACCGUGCACGGAGACGCUGUUUCUGUUCCCGAAGGAGAAAAAGAAGCUAUUCGUGCUGCUUACUUGGCAAGACACCCUGAUGCUUUCUGGGUUGACUUUGGAGACUUCCAAUUUCUGCGCAUUGAACCAAAAGUUGUACGUUUUGUAUCAGGGGUUGCUACAGCUCUACUGGGUUCCGGAGAGUUUGACCAAGAGGAAUUCAGAGAGGCAAAAGUGGAUCCAAUAUAUCAGUUCUCAAAGCCUGUGGCGUCUCACAUGAACAAAGAUCAUGGAGAAGAUACGAAGCUUAUUGUGCAACACUCAUUAUCCAUCCCGGUGGACUUUGCUGAUAUUUUGGAUUUGGACAGUCUUGGUUUCAACGUUAAGGCUGGCUAUAAAGGAUCUACCCUCAAGCUUCGAAUACCUUUCCCUCGACGUGCAGUAGAUAGAAAGGAUGUAAAGACUCUCAUAGUUGAAAUGCUUCAAACAGCUAGAAAUCCAGUUAAUUGAUUAUGGCAGAAAGGUUAAUGGAGCUACCAGCAUGUUGCUUGCCCUUGUUUUGGCGCCGUGAACAGAUGCAAACAGUGAAACAAACUGCAAAUAAGCCUUUCAUAUGGGUUGUGGUUUUAUUAGUAAAAAGAAAAAGAGCCGGAGGAAGCAAUGUAUUUAGGCAUAAAUCCCACAUGAACUAAGCAACAGAUAAAAAAUUUGUUGAAAAUUAGAGUGAUUAUGUAAAGCUCUUUUUAUUUAUUUUAAAUUCCCAGUUCAUAUUAGUACUAAA
Molecule: messenger RNA, 1421 nt
Organism: Daucus carota subsp. sativus
Lineage: Eukaryota; Viridiplantae; Streptophyta; Magnoliopsida; Apiales; Apiaceae
Exons: 13
Coding region: 95-1150 (351 amino acids)
Source: RefSeq, a predicted model, not a curated record